Molecule: messenger RNA, 6130 nt
Organism: Lytechinus pictus (painted urchin)
Lineage: Eukaryota; Metazoa; Echinodermata; Echinoidea; Temnopleuroida; Toxopneustidae
Product: gastrin-releasing peptide receptor-like
Exons: 1
Coding region: 2193-3044 (283 amino acids)
Biological process (GO): G protein-coupled receptor signaling pathway
Cellular component (GO): plasma membrane
Molecular function (GO): neuropeptide receptor activity
Source: RefSeq, a predicted model, not a curated record
UAUGCAAUGUCCUUCGUUUCAAACCGAAACGUUAAUUUUCCACGUGGAUUCAGUUUUCAGAUGGUCGCCGAUUUCACAACCGUGAACGUCGCAUUUAUCAACCCCGGCUCGGAGACUUGACUGCAGCUCAGCUUUGGAAAUUAUCACCAUCUUUAACCGACAUUCACAAGGGAACUUGUUCAUUCAUCAUUUUCGAUCCACCAGAGUCCCAGUUGCGGUGGUAGACUUGUCCGUGUAGGUUCGGAACAACGGAUGGAAUUUCCAACGGUGGUAAAUUUAUACGAAAGGAUUCUAUAACUAACGAAAGUUCUUUAUCGAGGUUCGAACCCCAAGGAAGAACUGUAUCAUAUCCACAGUGGCUGUAUGGUGUAGCGGACAAAUUAUUUUGUCGACUCAUCUAUUUGUUACAUUCUUGUGAAGGAUACAACAUCGAAAUAUCAUUUGGAAAUCUUUUUAUCACUAUUUGCACAACUUUUGAAGCAAGAAGCUAAUGUACUGAAAGUCAGCCAAGUGACCGUGUCUUAUAUUUGCUUAUACCAGGCAUAAAUCGUAUAAUAAGGGAUCAAAGACCAUUCAUAUUCGCUGGAACAAAUAUUACAAAUCAUGUCGUGGAUAAAGAAGACAGUUUUAAAUGCCGUCGUGUGAAUAUUUAUUUCACUUGUUCAUUUCGAACUAAGAACUGUUUUCAGCUAAAUGCUUCUUGGUAUCAUCGUAUCAUCGAAUCUGUAUCAGUUAUCGAAUUCAAAUUGAAAUCUUUCUAAUGUCAUGAAUGUUAACCUGCGCUUCCCUUUGGAAUUGUAAAUCCAAGAUAUUUAUUACACAUUAUUUUCCUUUCGAACUGGGAUAUCAAUAAUUCAUUUGAUUUUAUUUAACUCUAGAUGGCCCAUGAUUAAGGGGGUACGUGUCUUACAACUUGAAUGACGAGAAACGAACUUGCAGUAGGUCCCUGUGUUAUUUUACAUUCGAUCGUUUAUGAUAUUUCAUCAUUAAUUGACCAACUGUAUAAUCCAAAUAGAUGACCAGUAUUGAUGAUUUCAAAAGGCUUCUUCCUUAAUGUCCUCAGUUCGUGACAUAAUCAGUGCGGCUGUCAAGAGAUAUCAAAGGAAGAGACCAUUUUCCAGAGCUUUUCGGUAACUUUUGUCGGUGACGCACUGGAGAGACAGUAACACCGUCAGUGUAAUCAGGUAACAAACGAAAGUACUCCUUCUCUAAGGAAAUGGAAGAACACACGAUAUAGAAAUAUUUGCAGGAGUAGGAAAACUUAAAAUCUUCAGGAAAUCCUUCAUUCUUAUUUUAACUAACCGACUUUCUUACAUCAAGCACUUACGUAGUUUCUGCAAUUUUAUAAGACUGAAAUAUUACGAAAGAAUUCUGUGAGAAUUGGAAACAGACAUAUAAAGAGGAUAAAAACCAAUUGAAGCCUGACAAAUUUACUGAUGAUUUUUUUUCAUUAUACAAGUAAUAACAGUAGUUUAGAGGAGGCAAAAGGCGGAGCAGAAAAUUUGUAUCCCCAUUUUCAACUCAAACUAUACGAUUCUUUCACGUGUUCGAAUCAUGCUCUCGAGAAACAAUGUCUGGAUGGUUCCGAAAUGGCUAAAAGCACGACCUGGAUUCAAAAUAUGCAGUUCGUAAGUGACCGGCAAGGGAUUUUCUGUUUAAUCCAGUGAUCUCUGUUGGGCGAUAUUUUAAUUACGAAUCGCACAAUAUAGAAGCUUGUAUCAGAACUUAGUGAUAUCGAUUCUGCCGAGGAAAGUCCCCGAACACAAACUGGAACAAGAUCAAGAGCAUGCAUGGAGAGAUCGAAUUCAUGUGUUCACUUGAUGGUUUAGUUUAAAGAGUAUCGGUGCUGCUAGGAAUGCCAUCAAGGUAACGGAUGUUUCCUCGGAUCUUUAUGAGAGGCAACUGAUAAGCUCCAUGUAUACUUGCAUGUGAUGUAAGAAUAUCAUAUUUUUGAGAUAUUUCCUAAAAGACUCCAAAUGUGCUCAGAGUCAGUGUUUGCCUGCUUUUAUAUAUUUGUCCACCGGGAAACAUACGAAGACGAUAUAUUCAAGUUUGCCUCGAAGUCUCGCUUUACAGAAGACCUUGAAAUGUUUUAACAGUGUUGCAUAUAUUUAAGAAAGAUAUCGUAAUCUGGAAACAACGUUCCUGUGUACGACUUUGGAGGUCAUUCAAGUUGUGAGCCUUGCUCUAAAAUGGAUGGAGUGAGCUAUUCUCGGGUAGGGAGCACACCCUAUCCAAUGCCGCCCGGUAACCAAUUUACCGUGGCUCUUGGAAACAUGAGCGAUGGCAACGUGACCAAUAGUAAUAUCCCACCGCUGGCGUUCCAAGACUACUUCGAAAUCUUUGUCCUGGUGGUGAUAGGUAUCUGCGGUGUGGUCGGCAACGGGACGUUGAUCUACAGUGUGCUGAUGAACAAGGACAUGCGGAGUGUUCCCAAUGUCCUCAUAGCUAAUGUUGCCGUAGGAGAUCUCCUAGUGUUGUCCUUCUCAGUUCCUUUGACCAUCCUGUCGUACAUCCAGGACGAUUUUCCUCUAGGACUCACCAUGUGCAAGGUUCAGGCGUUCAUCCCGGUUGUUUCGGAAGGUGUCUCUGUGUUCACUUUCACAGCACUUAGCUUCGACCGUUACAACGCCAUCGUCCGGCCCAUACAGAGGCGACGCAGCCCCGUGGUCCGUCGCACCUGCGUGGUGGCGGUCUGUAUCUGGGUGGUAGCCAUAUGCCUUGGGAUACCCUCCAUGUUUCUUGCCUACCUCAAUUACGAGAUGGACCCCUAUGUGCUCUGCUUUAUUCUGCCGCACUUCACCCUCCAAGCUCGAAUCCAUGAGGUCACCCGAUGCCUUGUCAUGUACGUUAUCCCACUCACUAUCAUCACGUGUUAUUACUGCCUCAUCGCAAUCCAGCUCUUUCAAAGUUCCCGAGACAUGCCUGGCGAAGGUCAUCAGGAAAGUAAGCAAGCAAGAGCUAGGAGACGUCUCGCCAAGGCUGUCCUUGUAUUGGUCUUUAUCUUCGGCAUCUGUUGGUUCCCGCACUUCAUGAGGAGGUAAGAACGAAUAUGAUUCCUAUAAUGUUCUUUAAAAUUAGUCUCAGUGAAUGAGCGUUGGUGGACAUCAGGGUACCUUAACCAUGGUAACCACUGGUAACAUAAUGUUUACAAUUAAAAACAAAAUAAUUUUAAAGACCAUUCCGCUUAGUUACGUUUUCAAAAAUCCAUAAAAAAUAGUGAUCUUAGUUGACCUUUGGCAAUUGCGCUUUAUUGCAAUUUUAUAGUUAUAUAUGUAUUUUCACAUGGGACCUUUGUUAUCAUAACAAUAUGCUGGUCGCAAUUAUGCAAUAAUCAAUUUCGCAUGAUACCAUAAGAUUUAACAGAUCAACUAUCAUAGUAUCACAUCUGGCUCUAUUCUAAAGUCGACCGCCCCUCCUUCAUUACGAUAAUAUUCAACAGUAAUAUUAUGGUUAUAUGAAAAAAUGAUAAUGUCCAGGUAUCUGGUCAAUGGUACUUACUAAUGAACGGUAAAAGUUAUGUAAAAUCAUACAGUCAGCUGGCACCACUCAACAAUGCGUUUAGUGGCGAUUAAAAGGGGUCGUAAUGGCCUGUUAAUUGUCUCAUGAAUAAAGUUAUGUAAGAGAGUACAAUGCCAGCAAGGCAAAUUCGAUAAAGUGAUAUUAAUAUUAAACUUUUUUUUUUUUGGGGGGGGGGGUUCGAUAUAAAGUGUUCUAAGCGUUGUAUACCCGGCAUCUCCAUCACCAGUUGGAGCUUGCUUCUAUAUGCGACUCAUGCACAUUUUUGAUUCCUUAGGGAAUAAUAUUUCAAUUACGGCGAUUUGAACUUUCAUAAUUCCGAUCCAGUAAUAUGCAUUCAUGUAUAUGUUAUCUCAUGCUAGAAACCUCUCAUGCGGAAGUUAAGUCUAACAUUGAAAAUGAUUGUCAUCCAUGUAAAUCCGUUUGAUAAAAAGAACAUAUUGGUUUCAUCGUGUUAAACAUGGAUAAAUAUAGAUUAGAAAUAAUCUUUCAAUUGUUUAUUGCAUUGAUUUCGAAAAGAAUUGAAACACCCCUCCCCCUCCCUUGAAUAACAUUAAAUGUAUGAAGGUAAGUUGUUUCAUCCCAUCUAUUUCGCUAUUCGAAAAGCUAUCUUCGGUCGACAGCAAUUAUCCUCUUAUCUGUAUCGUCUAUAUGUCGACACGGUUAAAUAUGUAAUUGAGAGUGUCAUUCUCGUAAUGACAUAUCAUUACCCGCGCUAUAUUGUUACUAGUAAUUUGUUGUCCUCGUAUCUUUAGUUGGACUAAUCAUUUACUUUACUCAAAGUGACAUCUUAAACGAAUGCUAUGAUUUUUCUUGGCAUGCGAGCGCUAUUUAUAUUUGAAUAUUUACCCCCCCCUCCCGUGCAGCUUGAUAAAAAGUGAUACUCACUUUUACUGUAUACUCCAUCGUUAACACGUUCCAAGUGAAGGACAGUUCAAGUAGAGGGAAUUAGAAAUAUUCUACCUAAGCCCUUUAUACUCACAAAGAGAAGAGAACGGAAGAAAACUAUACACGAUGAGCAAAAUAUAUACAUGUAAUAUCAAAGGGAACAAAUAAAAUUACAAAAUAGUGGAAGAAGAUUACUAUUAUGUAUUAAGAUAUAGAGAGGAGGCAAGUGAGUUCGAUGCGAAAAGGUGGAGAUAAAUCGGAAAAUGAUGAAUAAUUAUGUAAAUUGCUAGAGAGGGGGCCUAAUGAAAAGAGAGGAGAGAAUAAGUGCGAUCAUAAGGGUAUGUGGAUGAGCAUGAAUAUUUUCCUUCCAAGAAUGUAAUUCCAAAUAUUGGCAAUGGAUAAUAAGAUCACGUACUCAAUUCGCAUUUCUUGAAGCACCAGUUUCCAUUGCAUUUUCUAGCGGACUAUAUACCUACUUUAAUCACAUUUCGUUUUGAUAAAUUUUUCAUCUUUAAUGAUAGUAGCGGCGUGAAAUAACCUUGAACUUGUAAUUUCGUUGCUCCACUUCCUGCCGUCAAUGGCGCUUGCUCGUGUGUUUAUUUUACUUAUUACACCCACGUCAGAUCAGCCCAUUAAUAGUAUGCAUAUUGCCUUUAUAAUUUCCAUCCAUGCAUACCUAAUAUAAAACGUGGUUCUCAAACAAUGUACGGUCAGAAAGUAUGGAUGAACUAGUACAGACGAACGAAAACUGUCAAGCAUUGGCAUCAGUGGCGUAACUAUGGGGGGGGGGGGCACGUGCCCCCAAUCGGCUGGCCCUCCAAAACAGGGGGGAGGAGAAAAAGAGGGAGAAAAAAAGAGAAAUGUAAUGGGGGGAGAAAUUAGUGUUUAUUAUAUUAAAUCAUGUUAUAUUUUAUAUCACAUUAUAUUUUUUUCAUAACUUUAUGGAACAUAAUUUGCUUAGAGCUCAUGUGUUCGUCAUUCCUGGUGCUCGAAUUGUCUGUUUAAUGCGAUAAUAUAAUCCUGUUGUACUAUAACACCCCGUUAUCAAGUCAAUAUACACCAAACAUAUUUCCUCGUACUUCGAGUUAUCAUUGGUUUAUGUAAUGACAUAUGCUUCUUUUUCAUUACUACUUAAAGUGAUUGCCCCCUUUUAAGGUCUGAAUAUAAAAAGAAAUCCGUGCUUACGUUCGAAUUAAUGGGUUGGUAAGAUAUGUCUGCUCUUCAUGAAUUCAUAAAAACAGUCCUUAAAUGUCCUUUUUCUGGUAUGAAUAUAAAAAAAAUUUCAGCUCGCGCUUCUCGCUCGCAUCAUUUGGAUAGUAAAAUACAUAUGGUCUUAGUGAAUACCUACAACAUUUACAAGCAAGCCUUAGAAUGUCCCUCUUCAGGUCUGAAUGUCAAAAGCUUUCAGCUCGCGCUUCGCGCUCGCAAUAUUGAUUAGUGAGAUAGUAUAAUGUUCACGAUUACAAUGACUACAAAAAGUGCGUCAUGUGUUUAGGUGUAAUCCUAAAAAAAAUCAGCAAGCGCUUGGCGCUCGCAUUAGAUGACUAUGGUGAGAUAUGUAUGCUCUUCAUGAAUUCCUAAAAAUGGUCCUUAAAAUCUUCCUGUUUGGGUUCAGUAUAUGCACGAUUUCAGCUCUCACUUCCCGCUCGCAUUGUUUGUUUAGUGACAAAGGCACGUAUCAUGAUUACAACAAUCUGCUUAUAAUGUCCAUUCUUUUAGGUCU